AAUUAAUGUCGACAGAACAUAAUUAGCGUGAUAACAGAUCCCACAAGUGUCACCGAGUACCAUCAAAUCCAUGCCUGACACACAUUCGUUGAUGACAUUUUACAGUUAUCUCCAGGGACACGAUAGGGUACGGUAAGAUACGAUAAAACACGAUUGGAUACGAUUGGGCACGUGGAGUUGCAUGGAACAAUUUUAACUUACGUGAACAUAUUUAUGGAUUUUACUGCAUAUUUAAAUUGAAUACCAACUUAUAAAAAUGACUUACAAACUUAUGAUUAAUUCGAAAAAUCCUCCGACAGAUGCAUUAAUAGUAGCAGAAGUAAUUAAAUCUCAAAAUAAAGAAAAAAUUGAGGUAGUCUGGUGCAACGAUUGGAAAAGUGAUGGAAAUGUUCGAUUAAUGGAUAGCCAGGGUAAAGUACUGGGUGAAAGAAGUAACGAUGUUGGUCGUUACUUUGCUAGAACUACCCAUACAGAUCUUUAUGGUGGUAUCAAUCCUCGUGAAAGAACUGAAGUUGAUCAUUGGUUGUCCUUUGCAAUUGGAUGUUCUGAGUCUCUUUCUUUAAAAGAGAAUGCAUUGCAAUAUUUGGAUAAUGCAUUGAUGACAACCACUUGGUUGGUCUCCAAAAAAUUAACAUUAGCUGAUAUUCAUGUAUUUUGUAUUCUUUUAAACAAACAGUUUUUGGCAAAGUUUGAAAAGCAAUUUGCCAACAUAACUAGAUGGUAUAAACAGAUCCUUUCAUUGUCUGUUGUUGAAGAGGUUUUGUCUUCGAUUAAAAAGAAUGCUAUAAUGUCUGCUCCAAGUGAUGUGAAGUCUGAAAAAACUAAUGGUAAGCAGGGACAAACUGGACAAAGAAAACAAGAAGGAAAAUUCAUUGAUUUACCUGGAGCAGAAAUGGGUAAAGUUGUAGUACGUUUUCCUCCUGAAGCAAGUGGGUAUCUCCAUAUUGGUCAUGCCAAGGCUGCUUUGUUAAAUCAGUAUUAUGCAGAAGCAUUUAAAGGGCAACUUAUUAUGAGAUUCGAUGAUACAAAUCCUGCAAAAGAGAAUGUAGAAUUUGAGAAAGCUAUUCUAGAAGACUUAGAAUUACUGCAAAUUAAGCCAGAUCGAUUUACACAUUCGUCUGAUUACUUUGAUUUAAUGCUGCAGUACUGUACUAAAUUAAUAAAAGAGGGAAUGGCAUAUGUUGACGAUACUAAUCCUCAAUUAAUGAAGGAACAACGCGAUCAAAAAUUAAUGUCGUCAAAUAGAAAUAAUUCUAUUGAGAAAAAUCUUGAGAAAUGGAACGAAAUGCAGCAGGGUACGCCUAAAGGUCAAGAAUGUUGCGUUAGAGCAAAAAUUGACUACGAAUCGGCAAACGGAUGUUUACGAGAUCCAACAAUUUAUCGAUGUAAACCAGAACCGCAUCCUCGAACGGGAACAAAAUACAAGGUGUAUCCAACAUAUGACUUUGCUUGUCCUAUUGUUGAUGCUAUCGAAAAUGUUACGCAUACAUUACGUACAACAGAAUAUCACGACAGAGAUGCUCAAUUCUAUUGGUUUGUCGAUGCCCUGGGAUUGAGGCGCCCAUAUAUAUGGGAAUACUCACGCUUGAACAUGACUAACACAGUUUUGUCUAAAAGAAAAUUAACUUGGUUCGUUGAUAGCGGCUUAGUCGAUGGGUGGGACGAUCCACGUUUCCCAACAGUGAGAGGUAUUUUGAGGAGAGGAAUGACUGUUGAGGGAUUAAAGCAAUUUAUUAUUGCGCAAGGUAGUUCGCGAUCUGUCGUUUUUAUGGAGUGGGAUAAAAUAUGGGCAUUUAAUAAAAAAGUGAUCGAUCCCAUUGCGACUAGGUAUACCGCUAUGGAUUAUGAUAAACUCGUACCGGUACACAUAGACAAUGUGAAGGAAGACUGGUUAACUGUACAAAAUCAUCCAAAAGAUCCAUCAAAAGGUACUAAACAAGUGUUAACAAGUUCACUGUUGUACAUAGAAAGAGAUGAUGCAGAUAUGCUAGUCGAAAAUCAAAACACAACUUUCAUUAAUUGGGGCAACAUAUUAAUAAAUAAAAUUGAAAAAGAAAAUGGCGUUGUUAAGAAAAUAUUAGCGCAAUUAAAUUUAGAGAACAAGGAUUACAAAAAUACAUUGAAAAUUACAUGGUUAGCGAUAUCUUCCGAUGAGACUGCUGAUGUUAAAAAAGUUAAUUCGGUUCCAUGUUAUGCUGUUUACUUUGAUCAUAUUAUAAGUAAACCAGUUUUGGGAAAGGAUGACGACUUCAAAAAUUUUGUUGCAAAAGAUACAAGAAGGGAGGUGCAAAUGCUUGGAGAAGAGGAAUUGAAACGCGUAAAGAAGGGAGAAAUAAUUCAAUUACAAAGAAAAGGAUUCUUUCGAUGCGAUGUCCCUUACGCGGCAGCUAGUCCGUUUUCUUCCAGAGAACAACCCUUAGUUCUAUUUCAUAUACCGGAUGGACAUACUCCUAAUGCUGUAAAAACUGCAUCUAUUACUGUACCAACAACUUCCACAAAAGAAUCCUCUCAAAAAAAUGGCGCAACACAAGACGCGAAUGUAAUCAAUGAAAGUAUUGUUGCCCAAGGUGAGAAAGUUCGUAAUCUAAAAUCCCAAAAAGCAGAUAAAGCUGCAAUUGAUACAGAAGUAAAAAUCCUUCUAAGUUUAAAGGCUGAUUAUAAAAAAUGUACUGGAAAAGAAUGGACACUAAGAAUGACUCCAAAUAAAUCAUUGCAAACGACACCUGUUAACUCUGAUAAAAACAAAUUAUUCAAAGACAUUAUACAGCAAGAAAAUGAAAUUAAAGAAUUACAGCUAAAGAUAAACCAGGAAAUGCAACGUCUUUCAAAAUUAAAGACCGAGUAUAAAAAUAAAACGGGUACUGAUUGGGCAGAAAUAGAAAAGAAAAGUGUAUCUACAGAAUCGAGUGUUAACAAAUUACUUAAUGAAAUUCAAAAACAAGGUGAUAGAGUAAGACAAUUAAAAUCCUCAAAAGCAGAGAAAAGUAUCGUCGAUGAUGAAGUAAAGAAACUUCUUGCUCUGAAGUCAGAUUACAAAUCUAUGACUGGUCAAGACUGGAAUCCAUCUAGCGCUACUAUGUUAACAACAUGCGAUAAAGUAACAGCUGUUACAACAAAUAAAACAUCAAUUGAUGGCGAACAAAUAUCUAAGGAAAUAGAAAAACAAGGGGACAAAGUAAGGCAAUUGAAAGCGUCGAAAGCACAAAAAGAUAUAAUUGAUCAAGAAGUAAAGUUACUUUUAAAAUUGAAGGCUGAUUACAAAGCUGCAACUGGCGAAGCGUGGAAGCCGUGUGCUACUCCGCCAACUAAUGCGAAAAAUAAGGAAGAAAAUAAUAUUGAUCAACUCUCUGAUAACAUACAGAGUCAGGGAAAUAAAGUAAGACAACUGAAAGAUUCUAAAUCAGACAAAAGUCUUAUUGAUCAAGAGGUAAAAAUUCUUUUAGAUCUGAAAAAUAAUUAUAAACAGUUAACUGGACAAGAAUGGAAACCACAAAAGUCUGAUGUGUCAUCUAAGAAGAAGAAAAAGGAAGAUACUUCUAAAACUGAAAAACAGAAGAAUGUUUUAAACAAAGAAAUAGUUAAAGCUGAAGGUAUGAAAGAUCCGGAUGCUGGAAAAACUGGAACAAGAUUAGGAAUGGAAGUAAAGAAAGAAGAAAAUUUCUUUGAGUGGUAUUCUCAAAUUAUUACUAAAAGCGGUAUGAUCGAGUACUACGAUGUAUCAGGCUGUUACAUUCUUCGUCCGUGGAGUUUUACCAUUUGGAAAGUAAUAAAGGGAUUUAUCGAUACGGAAAUAGAGAAAUUAGGCGUCCAAGAAUGCUACUUUCCUAUUUUCGUUACACGAACAGUAUUAGAGAAAGAAAAAGCACAUAUAGCAGAUUUUGCACCUGAAGUUGCGUGGGUCACGAAAUGUGGAGAAUCAGAUUUAGCAGAGCCUAUUGCUAUAAGACCAACAUCAGAAACUGUAAUGUAUCCAGCUUAUGCCAAAUGGUUAAGGUCUGAUACCGAGCUACCCCUAAAACUUAAUCAGUGGAACAAUGUAGUGAGAUGGGAAUUCAAAGACCCUAAACCUUUCUUACGUACGAGAGAAUUUUUAUGGCAGGAAGGACAUACAGCUUUUGCCACUAAAGCUGAGGCGGAUGAAGAAGUUAUGAUUAUUUUAAAUAUGUACGCGCAAGUGUACGAAGACCUAUUAGCAGUUCCUGUUGUUAAAGGCCGUAAAACUGAAAAAGAGAAGUUUGCCGGUGGUGACUAUACUACGACCAUAGAAGCUUUUAUCUCAACGAGCGGUCGCGCGAUACAGGGAGCAACGAGUCACCACCUCGGACAAAAUUUCUCUAAAAUGUUUAAUAUCCAAAUAGAAGGCGCUACAGAUGGAGAUGAGAAAACAUUUGUUUAUCAAAAUUCAUGGGGAUUAACGACUCGAACGAUUGGAGUCAUGAUAAUGAUUCAUGGAGAUGAUAAAGGUUUAGUAUUACCACCAAAAGUAGCUUGUAUUCAAGCUGUCAUAAUACCCUGUGGAAUCACGGCAAAUACAACACCUCAACAAAGAGAAUUAUUAUUUAACGAAUGUAACAAAUUACUAGAUGAACUAUCAAAAGAUAAGACGCUCAGAGUAAAAGCUGAUUAUCGUAACAAUCGUACCCCUGGUUGGAAAUUUAAUCACUGGGAAUUGAAAGGUGUACCUGUAAGAAUCGAAUUAGGUCCAAAGGACCUGGAAAAGAAUCAAGUUACAUUUGUACGCAGAGAUACUUCGGAAAGAGUAGUUGCAAAUAGAUUGAAAGUGCUUACCGCAUUACAUGAAUUAUUGACUGAUAUCCAAUCAACCCUACUGGCUAAAGCAAGAAAAGAUUUAAACGAUCAUAUCAAACGCGUAGAUACUUGGAUUGACUUUUGUUCUGAACUUAAUAAAAAGAACAUAUUGUUAUCGCCGUUUUGUGGAGAAAUGUCUUGUGAAGAUAAUAUUAAAGCUGACAGUGCACGGGAUGAUAUAGGAGAGGAACCUGGAACACUAUCAAUGGGUGCAAAAAGUCUUUGCAUACCAUUUCAACAACCAUCCUCAUCAAUACCUCUUGAUAAACAAAAAUGCAUCCAUCCCAGCUGCCAGAACAAACCGAAAUUUUAUACUCUUUUUGGUCGUAGCUACUAAAAUCGUUUUACGACAAGACUUCGAAAUAAUUAACGCAAUAAAAAUUACUUCGAAGUGCCACGUUUGUAGUAUAUAAUUUCAGUGAAACAUUUCCUAUAUUUUUUAACCUAAAAUUAAUGGUAUAUAAAGUUUGUUUUAGUUUUGUUUUUUGAGGUUAUGUAUUUAUUUGUAUUUUUUCAACGCUGAUCGAAUAAGAAUAUGUUCCUUUAUAAAAAUUUACAUUAAAAGUGGUAGUGUUUCUUUUAAUUCGUUGUAAAAUAUUUAGACAAAUUUCAGCACUACACUGCCUAACUUAACACGUCAUAUAAGAAUCUUAAAACUACUUUAAACAUCUACACUUAUAUUUAUUUUUUAUCUUAAAUAAAUAUGUAAACGUUUAAUUAAAAAAUGUACACCAUAUUUAAAAUAUUAAGAAUUAAUAUUUAUAUUAUGUUUCAAUACUAUUAAUUACAUUAGAAAUAUAAAGGAGAAUUUUAUAAAUUA
This is a messenger RNA of Hylaeus volcanicus, 5629 nucleotides long. It is a transcript of the gene GluProRS, whose product is annotated as bifunctional glutamate/proline--tRNA ligase. Gene Ontology annotation, biological process: glutamyl-tRNA aminoacylation; prolyl-tRNA aminoacylation; translation. Bases 257 to 5146 code for a protein of 1629 amino acids. Gene Ontology annotation, molecular function: glutamate-tRNA ligase activity; ATP binding; proline-tRNA ligase activity. The record is from RefSeq and is a predicted model, not a curated record. The transcript has 8 exons. Lineage: Eukaryota; Metazoa; Arthropoda; Insecta; Hymenoptera; Colletidae. Gene Ontology annotation, cellular component: aminoacyl-tRNA synthetase multienzyme complex; cytoplasm.